Messenger RNA from Symsagittifera roscoffensis, 1662 nucleotides. RefSeq names its product cilia- and flagella-associated protein 61-like. The record is from RefSeq and is a predicted model, not a curated record. Bases 1 to 840 code for a protein of 279 amino acids. Lineage: Eukaryota; Metazoa; Xenacoelomorpha; Acoela; Convolutidae. The transcript is spliced from 6 exons.
AUGAGCAAGGAAAGUGCUCUGGCGCACUCGAUGCUUCGUCUGUUUGACCCCACAAUUGAACAACCCAAUGACACGGAAGAUGACUUCGACCUUGAAGGGGAAGACGACAACAUGAGACAGCAGCUGAACAACAUGAUUCCGAUUUAUUCCAAGCCAACUGUGGUGUAUUGUGUGUUGCCGGGGGAGUUUGAGUACUUGUGUGUGAGGAAGCCGGACUUACUGAAGAGGGUGGAAGAAGCUAGGAAGGAACCGAACUAUGGCAAAGAGUACGUCACUGGCUCUCUUGAAACAUCCGAGGAACCAACCAAAGGAGACAAGUCUGGCUACUUCAUGAUCCACGUGAACAACUACAGCACAGUGCAGACGGUGACUUGUGUGAAUAAGAGAGGGGAGGGACAUAAUGGGAGUAAGAGGAGUGCUCUGAGGAGUGGGAAUAUUCUGUGUCUGUAUGGGAAGAAUGAGAAGUUGCUGAAUAGGAUGGUGUCUAGAUUCGAAGAGGGUUUGAUAAAGGACUUCUACACAUACUUCGAGGAGCCCUGGGCCAUGGCUCUGUUCCACGACAGAUUCGAAGACCUCCUCCUCGAGAUCAGAGAGAUACUCACAAACCCACCUCCAGUUCAAAGUGGAGAUGAAGGUGAAGACGGCGAGAUGAAUUCGUUCACGCAGAAGGUCCGUGCCAUCAUCGAGGAAAACAUGGAGAUGAAGUCUGGAGAGUGGAACAAACUGAUGAAGGAGUUCCAGUCUGGAGGGUACAAGAAGAGUGUGGAGACCAGACUGCUGGCCUACUUGAGCUACAACUACUACCACCUGCCAAUGUAUGCCAAACCAGGCAUGCUGUAAAGGCAAUACUUGGAAGAAUGGAGUCAUAGAUAAUUGAAGAGAACAAAUUGAAAUGGCAAACUAGUUGACUAAACUCAAAAGUUAUGAUAUUGGAUACAGAGCUGGAGGACGUCAUAAUGAGCAUGACGUAAUAAUGUGCACAGAAUUGACACUGCUCCACAUUCUAAAAUUAAAUUCUAAAACCCCGGAUUUAGAGUUCACUGGUGUGAACACAAUAUCAUUACCGUCUAUUUACAGCACUGUGCCGGUUUUUGCAUACAUUUGAAUCAAUUGCUCUAAUUAGAGCUGACUUUUGACUAAUGGACUUAGCUACUCACAUAACUCCAUAAAAAUCAUGUUCGACGAUCAUGCAAUUUCAUGCGGUAUCAAAUAAAAAAACUAAAACUUAUCUCUGUAUGUGGGUGUUUAAGUUAGAACUAGAGACUGUUAUGUAAAUAUAUACAAAACCAUUAAAGUGUAUACUGUUAUGUAAAAUAUGAAAAUGUCUUAUAAUGUACAGAUUAUUGAGUCCAGCUUUUCUCGAACAAAUGCAGUUGCUUUCGCGUUUUAGCAUUCUUCUGUGUGUAGAUCAAAAACUCACGUGAUAAAUUCAAAUAAUGCGUCUCAACUGUUUAACCAAUAUUUGUGUAAAAUGUAAAAAUGUCUUUUACUGCACAGAUUUUUUAGUCCUGCUUUUGCUCGAACAAUUCGAAGUGUUUUCGCAUUCUAGCUUUCUUCUGUGUAUAGAUUAUAAACGUAGGUGAUAAAUCCAAAUAAUGCGUCUAAAAUUUAACCAAUUGAAAAAAGUCCAUCUAUUUUCUGAAUUUAAAUGUUUUUCUAUUA